UUCUCUUCACUAUCUUCACCAGCUCAAGCUUCUUCAGUAGCAAUCACACCAAAUCCUUCCAUUUCCUACUCGAGUUCAUUUCUCUUUGCUUCUUACAAACAUGGGUGUUGUCACUUACUCUCAAGAGUUCACAUCUGUAGUCGCUCCAUCGAGGAUGUUCAAGGCUUUGGUCCUUGACUCACACAACAUCCUUCCCAAGAUUGUCCCCGGGGGCAUUAAGAGCGUUGAGUUCAUUGAGGGAGAUGGCGGAGUUGGUAGCAUCAAGCAAACUAACUUUGGCGAAAGUGCUCACAUCAAGUACACGAGGCACAUGAUUGACGCUAUUGAUGUUGAGAACUUUUAUUGCAAAUAUACUUUGAUUGAAAGUGAUAUUAAGUUCGACAAAAUUGACUUCAUUGUCUAUGAGGUGAAGUUCACAUCAGCUGAUGGUGGAUGCAUCUGCAAAAUGACGAGCAACUAUCAUGUUAUGGAAGGUGCAGAGCUCAAGGAAGAUGACAUCAAGCAGGGCAAAGAUAGGGCAACGGGAUUGUUCCAGACAGUUGAAGAGUACCUCCUGGCAAAUCCCGCUGUUUGUGCUUAAAUUAUCUUUUCAAGAUCCUUCGGGGUGAUAAUUAAUGGAAGUCGAGUGAAUUUUUUUUUUCCAAUGUUCUUUUUGGCUCUAGUUUAGAGCUUUUGCGUGAGGAAUGGUUUUUCAAUUGUCCUUCUAUGUCCUAAAGGAUUUGUUUGUUGUGUGUGAGAUGAUGUCAGAAUAAAACUUGAAAGAGCGCUGAACAAUUCAAUAA
This is a messenger RNA of Rhodamnia argentea, 782 nucleotides long. Its product is annotated as major strawberry allergen Fra a 1-3-like. The coding region runs from base 101 to 580 and encodes 159 amino acids. Gene Ontology annotation, molecular function: protein phosphatase inhibitor activity; abscisic acid binding; signaling receptor activity. Gene Ontology annotation, cellular component: nucleus; cytoplasm. The record is from RefSeq and is a predicted model, not a curated record. NCBI's taxonomy places the organism in Eukaryota, Viridiplantae, Streptophyta, Magnoliopsida, Myrtales, Myrtaceae. The transcript is spliced from 2 exons. Gene Ontology annotation, biological process: defense response; abscisic acid-activated signaling pathway.